GGAGAGUCCGAGCCGUCAGCAGCGUGGAGUCGGAGCUCCGUCUAUUAUUUAAAUGGGGAAAUCCAAAAGAACUCUUUCUCAAACUAGCCCCGAUUUGGCACAGAUUUCACCUUCAUCCAAACAGCUGCGGCUGGACUCCUUUUUUCCACCUCAACCUUCUACAUCGACUACAACACCCCUGAAAAGAAGUGCUUCUUCUACAAACAAGACACAGGAGGUCCAUACUCCUUCAACUACUCACCCCCCUGAACAACGCUACUCCAAACCGCUACCUAGUGUUAACUCUCGCUUGGAUUGUGAUGCUAUUGAACUUAUAAAACAUUAUUCUACACUAACUGCAAGAACUGUCUCUCAGAUUUUCUCCCAGCUUACUCUACUUACAGACUUCUUAAAGAGCUCAUGCUCUAUUUCUCCACAUUGUCUAUCCUGCCUACAUAAAACCCCAGAUAAACUCAACUCAGCCGUUUGCAAAGAAACUCCUCCUAGUUCUUUCUCUGAUGGCUGCCUCCCUCAAGUUCCUUCCAAGCCCAUAAUGCAUUUGGUCUACGUUCCUCACGCUGCUGUUGUCACAAUCGGUCCUCCUCGCGGUUUUACAAGCUUUCCACGCUGGACUAAAAUCGCCUUGGCGAAGAGACAUCUCGCCUUCCUCCUAAAAGUGAAUGUUCGGAACAUCGACCUCUACAGGACUGAGACCUUGUCAACAUCCUUCCACUCAACUAGACUAUUACUGACCUUCCAUUCGAACUAUGUUCCUGGGAUGUUGUUCUCAUCUGCGAAUCUACUACAACGGUGGGGUGUUACCCCUCACCGCCUUUUCAAGAAUACCACCAUUGCCAGGCUUAUCUCGACGGAAGCCUCUUUGCAACCCCCUCCUACAGACGCCUCCCCCUCCUCCAAGAGGACAAAACUGUUUCGAACCUUCAGACCUACCUACCCCCCUACAGACUCCCUGCUGCUCUCUUCUACUUCCAUCUCUGUGUACAAGAGUAGUCAAGGCUCUAAGAAAGUCCGCCUGCAGCACUUCUUCGCUCCAGACAAGUCGACUGUCAUGAGCCUGGCAUACAAAGCCCGUCACUUGUUUGCUGGCCUCGUCAAUGGGAACAUUGCCAUCUACACAAAGUUGGAAGGGAAAAUGACUACAGAAGAAUUCAUCAUAACUUUGAUGUUGAAAAAGAAGAAAUCAAAAUAUUGA
Pogona vitticeps (central bearded dragon) is the source of this 1192-nucleotide messenger RNA. The record is from RefSeq and is a predicted model, not a curated record. NCBI's taxonomy places the organism in Eukaryota, Metazoa, Chordata, Lepidosauria, Squamata, Agamidae.